This is a messenger RNA of Xenia sp. Carnegie-2017, 1422 nucleotides long. RefSeq lists its product as uncharacterized. The transcript has 2 exons. The record is from RefSeq and is a predicted model, not a curated record. Bases 1 to 1422 code for a protein of 473 amino acids. NCBI's taxonomy places the organism in Eukaryota, Metazoa, Cnidaria, Anthozoa, Malacalcyonacea, Xeniidae.
AUGCUGGGCACCACAGAUAUCAACAAUGCAGUUAUCGUUAAGUUUUCUUUGCUUAAUCCUGACAUAAUCACACAUAGAAUAGACUUUUCAUCAAUAUCGGAUUUACACCUGUGGAUAUGCCAAACAUGCAGUCAAUAUCUUGGUCAACCUUGUCCUGCUCAAAAAUUUCUUUAUGGUACGUAUGAAGAUAAAGGACAACCAAUAGUGAAGAUAAAGGAAAUAGUGAAGAUAAAGGACAACCAAUAUGGAUUCCAACGCGGAAAAUCAACCACUGAGCCGAUGUUCUGUCUGCGGAUGCUGCAAGAGAAGUAUAGAGAAUUCAACAAAGAGCUACAUAUGGUUUUCGUGGACCUUGAAAAGGCAUAUGAUACAAUCCCGAGGGAGCUAAUAUGGUACUGUCUAAGGAAGCGUCAAGUCCCGGAGGCCUAUAUUGAAACCAUCAAAGAUAUGUAUAAGCGCUCUACCACUAGUGUCGCAACGAACGUUGGUGAGACUGAGAAAAUUCAAGUAGAGGUCGGGUUACAUCAAGGCUCGGCACUAAGCCCCCUACUCUUUAUUAUCAUUAUGGAUGUAAUCUCGGAUGACACGACAGAAGACACACCUUGGAGUAUGAUGUUUGCAGAUGAUUUGGUCUUGUGUGAUGAGAAGAGAGAACAUCUGGAAGGAAGACUAGAAGAGUGGAGAAGAAUAUUAGAAGAUGUUGGCUUGAAAGUUAGUAGAGCCAAGACGGAGUACCUCCCACCGAGUGGCUGCAUAGGAAACAUCAAGCUAAGAGAAUAUGCUGGACCCGGAAAUACAGAUCUACCAAAGUGCGAGACAUUUAAGUACCUCGGGACCACCAUCCAUCAGGAUGGCGGUUGCAAGACCGAGGUUGAACUACGGAUUAGCCGGGCAUGGAAUAAAUGGAGAGAGUUAACGGGAGUGCUCUGUGAUAAGAAGAUGCCGAAGAAACUGAAGAUCCUCAUCUACAAAACGGUGAUACGCCCAGUGCUUCUGUAUGGGAAUGAAACAUGGUCUGUUACAGACUACCUAGCAGAGAAGAUCAGUGUAUGCGAGAUGAGAAUGAUACGCUAUUGUCUUGGAGUCAGCCUGGAGGAGCACAGAACAAAUGAAAGCAUAAGAGAAGAAGCGAAUGUCAUGAGUAUACUGAAAUUGAUGAGAAGAAAAAGACUGCAGUGGUUCGGACAUGUGUGCCGGCGUGAAGAAGAUGUAGACAUUCGGAGAGUUUAUGAGAUGCAAAUGGAGGGGAGACGGAAACGAGGACGCCCAAAGCAUCGGUGGAAGGAUACCAUCAGGAGAGACAUGCAGCUAUGUGGUGUCAAAGAAGAGGAUACCCAGGACAGAGCAGCCUGGAGAAGUCUCAUAGAACUGGGUCUCCGGCAAAGACCCGCUACCCGAGCAGGACAAAGCGGAGAAAGGUGA